Messenger RNA from Sclerotinia sclerotiorum 1980 UF-70, 1476 nucleotides. RefSeq lists its product as hypothetical. Bases 1 to 1476 code for a protein of 491 amino acids. The record is from RefSeq and is a predicted model, not a curated record. NCBI's taxonomy places the organism in Eukaryota, Fungi, Ascomycota, Leotiomycetes, Helotiales, Sclerotiniaceae. The transcript has a single exon. Gene Ontology annotation, molecular function: hydrolase activity.
AUGCCCAUGAUAGGCAAGACUCUCUUAUCACAUACCCUUGGUCUCUCCCACAAUUCAACACAUUGGGACCUCAAAACCGAACUCACAGUCAAUAUCCUCCGGUCCUUCACAUAUGGCACCCUGAGCCCCAUCUCCCGAACCCAAGCCGCUAUGCUGCAUGACCCUGGUAUCAAGGGUAGGAUUUGGAUCUCUAAAGUCACAUUACCAGUCCCAUCGGAAGACGAUGUGCGUCAAAAGCUUUUUCAAGUAAUAGAGGAGAUGAAAGAUCCAGGGGACUCGCAACAUGCCGGUGGUUUUAUAGAACCGGAGUUACUGCCCGUAGAAGGCGAAUGGACAGGUUAUCGCGCCUUUUGCCCCAAAAAUGCUCCCAGAUUGCGGAUAUCAGAAGCCCAACAAUAUGCUGAAAUGAUGAAAGAAGUUACUUCUCCCGUGACAAUUAUCCAUAUACACGGUGGCGCACAUUGGCUUCUGGAUCCAGCCAGUUAUCGUCAACAACUCAAGAAACUGGCUGAAUUAACAGGAGGACGGGUACUUUCCCUUCGGUAUCGACUUGCACCGCAAAAUCCUUUUCCAGCUGCUCUACUAGAUUGUUUGGUUGCGUAUCUAAAUCUACUAUUUCCACCAGCAGGUUCAUUACAUGCUGCUGUCUCUCCAGAAAAUAUCAUCAUAUCUGGUGAUAGCGCCGGAGGAAAUCUUUCAUUAUCACUUUUACUCGUUCUCCUGCAUUUGAACAGAACAUCCCAACCAAUAACUUGGAACGGCGAAUCGCAUCUCAUACAACUUCCAGCAGGCCUAUCGUUGCAUUCCCCUUGGACAGAUCUCCUUUGUUCUUGUCCCUCGUUAGAAACAAAUAAAGCAUAUGAUUACAUACCUCCGCCCUCCAUUUUCCCCGCUCCUCAUUCCAUCCCCUAUCCCAACUGCCCUCUCUGGCCUACCCCUUCCCCACGCUCAAACAUCUACUGCGAAGAUACAUUCCUCAUCCAUCCCCUCGUAUCUCCAUUAUCUGCCGGAGCCUCAGCAUGGAAAGGAAGUCCACCCAUCCUCUUUCAAAUCGGAACCGAGCAACUAGCCGAUGAGAGUAAAAUACUGGCAGCUAGGAUGGCGAACGUGGGGUUAAGCGUUAGAUGGGAGGAAUAUGAGUACAUGCCGCAUUGUUUCGCGCUUUUGUUACCGCAUUUGAGAGGUACGAAGAGGUGUUUUGAGAGUUGGGCGAGGUUUUGUGGAGAAGUUGGUGGGGUGCAAGGGGUGGAGAAAGGAGAGAAGAAAAGAGAGAUAACGACGAAUGGAGUGAAGAUUAGCGCGGACAGUGUAAAGGAGACGGAGGUUGAUGUGAAAGGGUUGUGGGAGGAGAGUGAUGAGGUUGUGCUGAAGAGGAUGAGAAAGAGAGCGAGGCUUUUGGUUUCAUUGGGCAAGAAGAUGGAUGGGGAUGGAAAUGAGGAUGUGAAUGGGGGAGGGACUGAGAGAGCGAGGUUGUGA